Diversispora eburnea is the source of this 921-nucleotide messenger RNA. NCBI's taxonomy places the organism in Eukaryota, Fungi, Glomeromycota, Glomeromycetes, Diversisporales, Diversisporaceae. The record is from the annotation of a GenBank genome assembly.
AUGAUAAAGAAAUUUCAGCGGUUACAUAUAUACAUAGAACAUUAUUUACAUCCCACACCUAAAAGAUUAACACGUAAAGCGCGAGAUUGUCUUAGGGGAGCAUAUUUUCGAGAAGAAAUAGAACAUGAUAUUGUAAUCGCCGAAGCAUAUUUAAAAAGAGCCAUUGAAUUAGCUAUUGAUCAAGGAUUAGCUAUUGAUGAUCCAGUAAUUAUAGAUAUUUGGUUACGUAUUGCAUAUAAUCAUGUUUGGGCGAAUAAAUUUGAUGAAGCUAUUACGGUUUAUCGAUCAGUAUUUGAAAUGUUAUUAUCAAAAUUCGGAAAUAAAAAUAAUGAGAAUAAUAAUAAAAAUUAUAAAGACGAGAGAUUAGAAAAUUUAAAGAAAGCAAUUUAUGUAGCAAAGAAAUUAAGUGAUUUAUAUAUUAGGGUACAAGAAUAUGAUAUCGCGGAAAAAUAUAUCAGUUGGAGAAUUUUGAGAUUACAAGCGUUAUUACAAGGGAAUAACGAUAUUCCAGAAGAAGAAUAUAAUAUUUCAGAAGAAUAUCCAACAGAAGAAUUAAAUAUAACAUCAACAAUUUUUGAAAAUACAAAAAUGAUUAAUAAAGAAUACAUCGCAUCAAUAAUAAUGAGUCACUUAGGAGAAGUAUUUUAUGGAUUAGGGAAACAAAAUGAAGCAUUAGGAUGGAUGCAGCAAGGAUUAAAUAUAACCAAGAAUGGAAGUGGAAUUAAAAAUUGUGAAGAAUGUGCAGGAGUGAUUCUUAAUAAUUUAGGAAUAAUUUAUGAGAGAGAAGAUAAAAAGGAUAUAGCAAUUUCAUUAUUUAAUCAAGCAAUUGAAUAUGCAGAAAAAGCACAUGAUAUAAAAGGAAUUGAAGAUUAUACAAAUAAUUUAAAUAAAUUUAAUUUAGAACACAUAGACAAGAAAUAG